GUUGCCGCCACGGUUAAUGAAAAUAGCAUUCAUAGUUUGUCUGAUUGUGGUACUCCUUUCACACACCAGCGACAGUGCACAGACAAAAACGCGCAGAAGAUUACGUCGUCCUACCACAGCGCCUGCGACUAGCGAAUCAGGGUCGAGCACAAACUUAGUUGCAGCAAAAAGGGCCAAAUCCACAGAGGCACCUGCCAAUGAUGUCGUAGAUCAACAGCCACAAUCUUCUACAAGAAGUGUCACACGUACGCGUUUGCGGUCUAAGUCAAAGUUACGUGGUAGUGCUGCAGCAGCAGCUGGCGGUACUGCUUUGAUAGCCAGUGGUUCAUCGUUGAAAGGCAAAAAAACUAAAAUAGACGAUGGUGGCAAAAAAAUUGUCUGCUAUUACACGAAUUGGUCACAAUAUCGCCCGAAGAUCGGCAAAUUUAUCCCUGAAGAUAUACCAGCUGAUCUCUGUACACACAUAAUCUUUGCUUUCGGUUGGUUGAAGAAGGGUAAAUUGAGCUCUUAUGAAUCGAACGAUGAAACUAAAGACACUGUACCCGGUCUAUAUGAACGUAUAAUGACACUGAAAAAAGUCAAUCCUAAAUUGAAGAUCUUACUUGCUUUGGGUGGCUGGUCAUUUGGCACACAAAAGUUCAAGGAAUUGUCUGCUACACGUUAUACACGUCAGACCUUCAUUUACUCCGCCAUACCAUUCUUGCGUAAACGUGGUUUUGAUGGUCUUGAUUUGGAUUGGGAAUAUCCUAAGGGCUCUGAUGACAAAAAGAACUUCGUACUUUUACUUAAAGAAUUGCGUGAAGCAUUUGAAGCUGAAGCUCAAGAAUUGAAAACGACACGUUUGCUCUUGUCUGCUGCUGUCCCAGUAGGUCCGGACAAUGUACGCGGUGGUUAUGAUGUACCAGCUGUAGCUAGUUAUCUUGAUUUCAUUAAUUUGAUGGCAUACGAUUUUCAUGGAAAAUGGGAACGUGAAACAGGACACAAUGCACCACUGUAUGCACCAUCAACUGAUUCCGAAUGGCGUAAACAAUUGUCUGUAGAUAAUGCAGCUAGCAUGUGGGUUAAAAUGGGCGCACCAAAGGAGAAGUUGAUUAUUGGUAUGCCAACAUAUGGACGUUCAUUUACUUUGGCAAACACUGAAAAACAUGGUCCCAACGCUCCUGCUACUGGUGGUGGUCGUGAAGGUAUUUACACUAAAGAAGGCGGAUUUUUGGCGUAUUACGAAAUUUGUGAAAUGUUGUUGAAUGGCGCUGUCUAUGUAUGGGAUGAUGAAAUGAAAGUACCGUACAUGGUUGAUGGAGAUCAGUGGGUCGGUUUCGAUGAUGAACGCGCCAUACGUUACAAAAUGAACUGGAUUAAAACAAAUGGCUUCGGUGGUGCCAUGGUGUGGACCAUUGAUAUGGACGAUUUCAAAGGCGAGGUUUGCGGUGGAAAAGUUAAAUAUCCCUUAAUUGGUGCUAUGCGCGAAGAAUUAUUAGGUAUUUCUCGAGGCAAGGAAGCUAAGGAUGUGAACUGGACCGCAGUAGCUGCUACAUUUGAAGAUUUGGAAGAAGUUGAGAAACCGGAACCAAUCAAAAUUUCUGUUGAAGAAAUCCUUAACAAAGUACGCAAACCAUCGAAAAAACAGAAAAUCAAACAUGGCUUGCUUGCUACAGAACAAAAUUCACGUCCUGCACAAGUUUUCUGCUACCUUACAAGCUGGUCAGCUAAACGGCCCGGUGCUGGUAAAUUUGAUGCUUCAAACAUCAAUCCAAAACUAUGCACACAUUUAGUCUAUGCCUUUGCAACGUUAAAGGAUCACAAGUUAACGGAAGCUUCUGAUGACGAUCCAGAGAACUAUGAAGCCCUCAUAGCGUUACGUGAAGAAAACCCAGACUUGCAAAUCUUAUUGGCUAUUGGUGGUUGGGCAUUUGGCUCAACACCGUUCAAAGAGUUGACAUCAAAUGUCUUCCGCAUGAAUCAGUUUGUUUAUGAGGCAAUUGACUUUUUGCGUGAUUAUAAAUUCAAUGGAUUAGAUGUUGACUGGGAGUAUCCAAGAGGUGCAGACGAUCGUGCUGCAUAUGUUAAUUUAUUACGUGAAUUGCGUGUAGCUUUUGAGGGUGAGGCAAAAUCAUCAGGACAACCACGUUUAUUAUUAACAGCCGCUGUACCAGCAUCAUUUGAAGCAAUCGCUGCUGGCUAUGAUGUACCUGAAAUAUCGAAAUACCUUGAUUUUAUUAAUGUUAUGACCUAUGACUUCCAUGGUCAAUGGGAACGUACAGUUGGACACAAUUCUCCGCUUUUCUCUUUAGAAACCACAACAAGUUAUCAAAAGAAAUUGACAGUGGAUUACAGCGCACGUGAAUGGGUUAAACAAGGUGCACCAAAAGAGAAGCUUCUCAUUGGUAUGCCCACUUAUGGACGAACAUUCGAAUUGGUUAAUGAAACACAGUUUGAUAUUGGGGCGCCAGCAUCAGAUGGUGGUAGACCAGGCAAAUUUACAAAUGAAUCAGGUUUCUUAAGUUAUUAUGAAGUGUGUACUUUCCUUGCUGCUGAGAAUACUACUCUGGUAUGGGAUUCCGAACAACAAGUACCAUUCGCUUAUAGAGCAAAUCAAUGGGUUGGUUUUGAUGAUGAACGUUCACUGAAAACAAAGAUGGAAUGGCUUAAAGAACAAGGAUUUGGUGGAAUUAUGGUUUGGUCCAUUGAUAUGGAUGAUUUUUCAGGACGUUGUGGUGGUGGCAAAUAUCCACUGUUGAAUUCGCUAAACGAUGAGUUGAAAGGAUAUAAAGUGGAAUUAGAAUUUGAUGGACCUUAUGAAACGCGUGGACCACGUGGUGCUUAUACUACUAAAAAUCCUCACGAGGUUACUUGCGAAGAGGAAGACGGUCAUAUAAGCUAUCACAAGGAUUGGAAUGACUGCACACAUUACUUCAUGUGCGAAGGAGAACGUAAACACCACAUGCCAUGUCCCGCCAACUUAGUGUUCAAUCCAAAGGAAAAUGUGUGCGAUUGGCCCGAAAACGUAGAGGGUUGCCACGAACCAACAGAAGCUCCAGCCUAAGCUUAAACUUAUCUUACAAAUUUAAUUUAAAAAUUGUUAAAUUUUUUCUUUUCGUAGUUUUUAAAAUUCCCUAACUCUUAAGUUUCAGAACUAUUGACAAAACGAAACUGCCAAUUAACUAAUUUUAAAUUCGCAUAGGCACUUCAAAAGUGUUUUUGAAAAAUACUCACAAUCGUACGUUAAAAGGAUUUUUGUCUUCUUUUUAUGCAGAAAAAUAUCUUUUUAAGUUCUUAGCUUGUUAAGUAGUUUUACGUUUACAGUUAAACCUAACAAGGCGUUGUUACUGAAAUAUUUUUUUACGUUUACUGCCAAUUUGAUGCCUUAACGAAAUAUUUUGAAAAAUUUUACUACUCAUCCUUCGACUCUAAAAUUCAAAAAGGCUAUUUUUUCCGAGCUAUUUUGCUAUUUUCCUUAAAAUUUCUUGCUCAAACAAAAAAUAUAUGAAAUCAAUUUAUUGUACUUUUAUAUAUGAAACUGUGAUAAUCAUUAAAGAAUAACAAAAUUACUUUGUUCAACUUUGAAAAUUAAAAUUCCUCCUGCAUUUCGCUCCUCUCAUGCACUGCCUCCUUCCUCUUUCAAAGUUUAUAAACUUUCUUACUUUGUAAUUUUUCAAAAACAAUUUUAUAUCGAAUUAUCUUUUUUAAUAUUAAAAAUUGUAUUGUAUUAUAGAAUUAUGUAUAGUUAAUAAAUAAAUAAA
Teleopsis dalmanni is the source of this 3740-nucleotide messenger RNA. It is a transcript of the gene Cht7, whose product is annotated as probable chitinase 10. Gene Ontology annotation, biological process: carbohydrate metabolic process; chitin catabolic process. Bases 17 to 3043 code for a protein of 1008 amino acids. NCBI's taxonomy places the organism in Eukaryota, Metazoa, Arthropoda, Insecta, Diptera, Diopsidae. Gene Ontology annotation, molecular function: hydrolase activity, hydrolyzing O-glycosyl compounds; chitin binding. The record is from RefSeq and is a predicted model, not a curated record. The transcript has 9 exons. Gene Ontology annotation, cellular component: extracellular region.